Messenger RNA from Exophiala bonariae, 243 nucleotides. RefSeq lists its product as uncharacterized. Bases 1 to 243 code for a protein of 80 amino acids. The transcript has a single exon. The record is from RefSeq and is a predicted model, not a curated record. NCBI's taxonomy places the organism in Eukaryota, Fungi, Ascomycota, Eurotiomycetes, Chaetothyriales, Herpotrichiellaceae.
AUGACCAACGGACCGUGGACUGACGAGAUUAUUUCCACCCAAGACGCGCUCCCAAAGGGGACCUUAAAUAGUGCGGUAGAACUGUUGAUCAAAGACGUCAGAACCAACGUUCUCGGCAAGCGCAAAAUCCGCGAGGGAGACAUUGUUGCGAUUAACAACGUGGUGGACUCGAUUGCAACAUCAUUUCAGCGGCUCCUCAACGAAGAAUGGCUUGACGCCUGGACGAUUUUAGCAGCCAUGUAA